This is a messenger RNA of Staurois parvus, 407 nucleotides long. The record is from the annotation of a GenBank genome assembly. Lineage: Eukaryota; Metazoa; Chordata; Amphibia; Anura; Ranidae.
AUGCAGACUGCUUCUACAAACUUUUGUGAAAGACUAUGCAAUAAGUCCAUCCGUGAAAUUUCCUUGCUACUAAAUAUUCCACAGUCAACUGUUAGUGGUAUUAUAACAAAGUGGAAGCAACUGGGAACAACAGUAACUCAGCCACAAAUUGGUAGGCCAUGUAUAUAAUGAUAGAGCGGGGUCAGUGCAUGCUAAAGCGAACAGUGCACAAAAGUCACCAACUGCCUGCAGGGUCAAUAGCUAAAAACCUCCAAACUUGGUGUGGCCUUCAGAUUAGCACAACAGAAUGUAGAAUGAUUCAUGGAAUGGGUUUUCAUUGUGGAGCAGCUGCAUCCAAGCCUUACAUUACCAAGUGCAAUGCAAAGCAUCGGAUGCAGUGGUGUAAAGCACACUGCCACUGGACUCGA